Messenger RNA from Boleophthalmus pectinirostris (great blue-spotted mudskipper), 1403 nucleotides. Its product is annotated as pre-mRNA splicing regulator USH1G-like. Gene Ontology annotation, biological process: equilibrioception; sensory perception of sound; sensory perception of light stimulus. Lineage: Eukaryota; Metazoa; Chordata; Actinopteri; Gobiiformes; Gobiidae. Bases 35 to 1090 code for a protein of 351 amino acids. Gene Ontology annotation, molecular function: protein binding. The transcript is spliced from 4 exons. The record is from RefSeq and is a predicted model, not a curated record.
CUGGACCUGCACACAGUCUUUGGCAUGGAACCACAUGAAAGGAAACCCAGACAAGUGUGACAUAUGGGGGAACACACCGCUCCACCUCGCAGCAGCCAAUGGUCAUCUAAACUGUUUGUUUUUCCUGGUGUCUUUCGGUGCCAACAUCUGGUGCCUGGACAAUGAUUACCACACACCGCUGGACAUGGCCGCCACAAAGAACCACAUGGACUGUGUCAGAUAUCUGGAUUCUAUAGCAGCCAAACAGACAGGCUUCAACCAUAAGCUAUUGUGUUAUAUAUUUUAUGAUGCUACUCUCCAUGCCACUAAUCGAGGCAAGACAAAGAUCCAGAAAAAGCUGGAGAAGAGGAAACAGGGAGAUGGUACCUUUAAAAUUUAUGAGGAUGGACGGAAGAGUGUACGCUCACUGUCUGGACUUCAGCUGGGCAACGACGUGAUGUUUGUCAAACAGGGGACCUACGUGAACCCCAAAGACCGUGGGCGCCGUAAUGUUCGUGACAUGUUCCCCAGAGACAAUGACGAUGCUAUCUCACGUGCCAUGAGUGAGCCAGACCUCCAUGGACCGGAUGUAGACUAUUCUGAGAUAAGCACUGAUUCAGGGCAUGAUUCUCUUUUUAACAGGCCAGGGCUGGGGACCAUGGUCUUCAGAAGAAACUAUGUGAGUGGGGGCAUGUUUGACCUUGGACGGAGGGAUGAUAUUAGCGUGGCACAGUCUAGUAAUACUGUUCGGUUGCGUAGUAGACUCCAGCCUUAUACCAGUAUGGAUGAAGACAGCAUAGGAAGUGCCCGGAGCCUUCAGGAGAGGAAUAUAGAGGAGCUUCCCUGGGACGAGGUGGAAUUAGGACUGGACGAUGAUGAUGAACCAGACUCCAGUCCUUUGGAGGUGUUUUUGGCCACUCAGAGCAUGAGCGAGUUCUUCUCCAUCUUCAAACGGGAGAAGAUUGACCUGGAAGCACUGCUGCUGUGCUCAGAUAAUGACCUUAAAAGUAUUCACAUACCCCUAGGGCCUCGCAAGAAGAUACUGGACGCCUGUAAAAGACGUCUAGAAACCAUAGAAGAUCCAGACGCUAUUGAGGACACUGAACUCUGAAGAGGAGCUAGUGAUGCUUCUUGGUCAAGAGGAAGAAGAUGUAGAACAAACAGAAUAAUAGCAACUUUGGAAACUUAAGGGGAGAUUAUUAUACACUCAAAGAAGAGAGCAACCAACCAACCAAGAGAGCAACUGAAAUACUGUUUCUUGAUAACAUGGUAACUGUUAUGUGUGGCUCAUAAUAAUCUCUGUAGAUCUGUUGUCCCCAACAAUUUUGUCCAAAGUGUGUCAAAUAAACUGAGUAUAAUAUUGUGUGUACAUACAUAUGUAGCCAGAAUUACAAUAUCUUUUUCCCCCAGACUUUAUUGCCCUA